Molecule: messenger RNA, 2627 nt
Organism: Microtus ochrogaster (prairie vole)
Lineage: Eukaryota; Metazoa; Chordata; Mammalia; Rodentia; Cricetidae
Gene: Pklr
Product: pyruvate kinase L/R
Biological process (GO): glycolytic process
Molecular function (GO): magnesium ion binding; pyruvate kinase activity; potassium ion binding
Source: RefSeq, a predicted model, not a curated record
UGGUGUUCAGCGCCAUGGCAGGGCCAGCGGGAUACCUUCGACGUGCUAGUGUGGCCCAGCUGACCCAGGAGCUGGGCACUGCCUUCUUCCAGCAGCAGCAACUGCCCGCGGCUAUGGCGGACACCUUCCUGGAACACCUGUGUCUCCUGGACAUUGACUCUGAGCCGGUGGCGGCUCGCAGCACCGGCAUCGUUGCCACCAUUGGGCCAGCAUCUCGCUCUGUGGAACGCCUCCAGGAGAUGAUCAAGGCAGGGAUGAACAUUGCACGACUCAACUUCUCCCAUGGCUCCCAUGAGUAUCAUGCAGAGUCCAUCGCGAACAUCCGAGAGGCAGCUGAGAGCUUUGCAGCUUCCCCGCUCAGCUACAGGCCUGUGGCCAUCGCCCUGGACACCAAGGGACCAGAGAUACGCACCGGGAUCCUGGAGGGGGGCCCAGAGUCGGAAGUGGAGAUUGUGAAGGGCUCACAGGUGCUGGUGACUGUGGACCCGAAGUUCCAGACACGGGGCACCGCAAACACAGUGUGGGUGGACUACCCCAAUAUCGUCCGGGUCCUUGCAGUGGGGAGCUGCAUCUUCAUUGACGACGGACUCAUCUCUUUAGUGGUGCGGAAAAUCGGCCCAGAGGGGUUGGUGACCGAAGUGGAGCACGGUGGUGUGCUGGGUAGCAGGAAGGGUGUGAACUUGCCGAAUGCAGAGGUGGACCUUCCUGGGCUGUCUGAGCAAGAUCUCUUGGAUCUGCGCUUCGGGGUGGAGCAUAAUGUGGACAUCAUCUUUGCCUCCUUUAUACGGAAAGCCAGUGAUGUGGCUGCAGUCCGGGCUGCCCUGGGGCCGGAAGGACAGGGCAUCAAAAUUAUCAGCAAAAUCGAGAACCAUGAAGGCGUGAAAAAGUUUGAUGAAAUUCUAGAGGUGAGCGAUGGCAUCAUGGUGGCACGGGGUGACCUGGGCAUUGAGAUCCCAGCCGAGAAGGUUUUCUUGGCUCAGAAGAUGAUGAUUGGGCGCUGCAACCUGGCCGGCAAGCCAGUCGUUUGUGCCACACAGAUGCUGGAGAGCAUGAUCACUAAGGCUCGACCAACUCGGGCGGAGACAAGCGAUGUGGCCAAUGCGGUGCUGGAUGGGGCUGACUGUAUCAUGUUGUCGGGAGAGACCGCCAAGGGCAGCUUCCCUGUGGAGGCUGUAAAGAUGCAACAUGCGAUUGCCAGAGAGGCAGAGGCCGCUGUGUACCACCGCCAGUUGUUUGAGGAGCUACGACGGGCAGCGCCACUGAGCCGUGAUCCCACUGAGAUCACGGCUAUCGGGGCCGUGGAGGCUGCCUUCAAGUGCUGUGCUGCCGCGAUCAUUGUGCUGACCACGAGCGGCCGCUCAGCUCAGCUCCUGUCUCGGUACCGACCUAGGGCAGCUGUAAUUGCUGUGACUCGUUCAGCCCAGGCUGCCCGCCAGGUCCACCUGUCCCGAGGAGUCUUCCCUGUGCUUUACCGUGAGCCGCCAGAAGCCAUCUGGGCAGAUGAUGUGGAUCGAAGGGUCCAAUUUGGUAUUGAAAGCGGAAAGCUCCGUGGCUUCCUCCGUGUUGGUGAUCUGGUGAUUGUGGUGACAGGUUGGCGACCUGGCUCUGGCUAUACCAACAUUAUGCGGGUGCUGACCAUAUCCUGAAAUGGCUCUCCCUCUUCCUCUUCCAUCCUGCACCCCUCUCACUGCCCCACAUCUGCUAUCCAGCCUCAACGCUGCACUUCACACAGGCCCUGAACGUCCAUCCAGUUAUGCACUGACCACCCAGCCGCAUCAGUUGUAAUCCCUGUCUCAAUCCGCUCAGCUGGACCCUAAAAUCCCUUGAGCCUUUAAUCCCAGUGGUUAAUUCUAUUCCUCUAGGCUCCCUAGCAGUAGAAUGGAGGAAGUGGAAACAGGGUGAUCUCAUCCAAUUUCCAUAGAGCCAUUAUUUUAAAACAUGACCAUUUCCUGAGCAAAAUGUGACCUCCUGAUGGCCUCAGUUGGGUCAGAACACUCCUUCUUGGAACAGUGGAGCACAGAACCACACUCUAGGGGAAGUUAAAAUAGAUGGUACUGGGGGAAACUGAGCCAGACAAGGUCUCACUGUAUAGCCUGGUCUCAGAUCCACAGAAAAUCCUCCUGUGUGACCCUCCCACGGGUAAGGAUGACUCCAGGAAGCCUUAGGUUUUGACUCCACAACCUUGGAGCUGAAUCUACAAGCCACUUACCUGGCUAUUCUCAUACCCACUGCUCUGCCGGGCCAGAUGAUCACAGCUAACUGCCCCCUAACCCCCAGAUCAGAAGCAAAAACUGGAUCUCUUCUUUUUAACCUCAACUGUUUAGAUGCAGUUAUAAAAACAACUUCCACAAGCCAAGAAUCCCAGAGUCCCCCCCAUCCUGGAGAAAUGGAGAUGCGUGGUCAUGGCCCCAGUGAGCAGAGGGCAGCUCUCGUCCCUGAGAAGGCAGGUGUUUGGAGACUCCAGGCCCUCCUCCUGGGCCCUGUCCACCUGUUACCCCCUUUCCACGACCUCCAUACAGAAAAUUUGAGUAUUGCUCCUGAGGGCAUUGUGCAAGGACCACAGAGAUGGCCCCCUGUCCCCCAGCCUCCCUACCAGGAGGUGGAGAGAACAGAGAACAGAGCGAGUA